AUGAUUGUCGAUAACAGACAAGAUAAUAUGGACAACAUGUGGAUAACGGGCACCGUGGGUGCCAUAAAAGCCCUAUCCUACGUCUACGAUCUUUUCACUUUCCCCGUGUAUCUGCUGCUCCAGCGGCCAUGGGAGAAAAGGAAGCGAUCCAGGCGCAUCAAAGCCAAGCCCGUAGAAAAAGACGAUCAUUUUGUAAUUUAUCGCAAUAUCGAUCCGAUCGGCGAGAUGCAUUCACAAUUGGAAAAUCAAAAGAUCGAUACCCUCGAAGCUAUGCUGAAGUGGGUUGCCUCGGUGCACGGCAACAAAAGGUGCUUAGGUACAAGGCAAAUAUUUGCCGACGAAGACGAGAUACAACCAAAUGGACGAGUAUUCAAAAAGUACAAAAUGGGCGAGUACCAAUGGAAAAGCUUCACGGAGGUCGAACAGACUGCCGCAUCGUUCGGACGUGGUCUCAGUGAUCUCGGACUGACGGCUCGUAAAAAUAUUGUCGUUUUCGCAGAAACUAGAGCCGAGUGGAUGAUUGCUGCCCAUGCUUGUUUCAAACAGAAUCUCACGAUUGUCACUAUAUACUCAACUUUGGGCGAUGAUGCUAUUGCUCAUGGUAUCAACGAGACCGAAGUCGAUACAGUCAUUACCAGCUUCGACCUCUUACCUAAGUUCAAGAAAAUCUUGGCUAAAACACCCGAUGUAAAGAAUAUCGUUUUUAUGGAAGAUCAAUUGAAAAUUGCCGAUGUCAGCGGUUUCAAGGAAGGAGUUCGAAUUAUACCGUUCCAAGAGGUCAUCAGUGUCGGCAACAAAUCAAGCGCACCAUCGAUUCCGCCAAAAGGUGACGACACGGCCAUCAUUAUGUACACGUCGGGCUCGACGGGAGUACCUAAGGGUGUGCUUUUGUCUCACAAAAAUGUUAUUGCAACGCUCAAAGCCUAUUGCGAUGCUGUUGUCAUAGAAAAUGACGACGUAUUUAUGGGAUAUCUUCCCUUGGCUCACGUUUUCGAACUACUUUCCGAAAGCGUUUGUUUGCUCAACGGCGUGCCGAUUGGCUACAGCUCUCCCUUGACCAUGAUCGAUUCCAGCAGUAAAAUAAUGAAGGGCUGCAAAGGAGACGCUAGUGUACUUCACCCGACUUGUCUGACAGCCGUACCCUUAAUUUUGGACCGCAUAUCAAAGGGCAUAAACGAAAAAGUUAAAAGGGCUGGACCUUUCACACAAGCAAUAUUUAAUUUUGCUUAUGAGUACAAAUUGAAGUGGACCAAGCGUGGCUACGACACACCCAUUUUCAACAGAACCAUUUUCAACGCUGCCAAGCAAGUUCUUGGUGGUCGCAUGAGAUUGAUCCUUGCCGGUGGGGCACCUUUGAGCCCAGAAACUCAUAUGCAAGUUAAGUUAUGCUUAUGCGUUACCGUUACUCAGGGUUACGGAUUAACCGAAACUUGCUCCUGCGCUACUGUUAUGGAUGCUUAUGAUAGAAGCACUGGAAGAGUUGGAGCCCCGACUACUGGUUGCGACAUCAUGUUAGAAAAUUGGGAAGAGGCUGGAUACAGAGUAACCGAUACGCCUAAUCCUCGAGGUGAAAUUGUUAUUGGAGGAGAUAAUAUAUCAGCAGGAUACUACAAACUUCCUGAUAAAACAAAGGAAGAUUUCUUCAUUAGAGAAGGCAAACGUUGGUUCAGAACUGGAGACAUUGGCGAAGUUCAUCCUGAUGGAGCUAUAAAAAUCAUUGAUAGGAAAAAGGAUUUAGUAAAGCUUCAAUUUGGAGAAUACGUUUCUCUUGGAAAAGUUGAAUCAGAACUGAAAACAUGUUCGCUAGUGGAGAAUAUCUGCGUGUAUGGAGAUGCUAGCAAAACCUAUACUGUAGCUUUAGUCGUGCCAAAUCCUCGUCAUCUAGAAGAUAUCGCUAAAAAUCUAGGAACAACAUUCUCUUCCUUCGAAGAGCUAUGUAACAAUCCGAGGAUAGAAAAAGCCGUUUUGGAUGCAUUAGUAGAACAUUCUAAGAAAUGUGAUCUUCAAAAGUUUGAAGUUCCUGGUGCUGUGAAAUUAGUUACAGAAACAUGGUCACCAGAUAUGGGUCUUGUAACUGCUGCAUUUAAACUGAAGAGAAAAGCCGUACAAGACCGCUACAAACAUGAAAUAAGCCGAAUGUAUGCUUCGUGAUAUAUGCAAGAAAAAAAAGCGAAAAAGAGCGCAUAGCACAACUAAAUGUUUCCCUAAAUAAAUUUCCGCAAGCUAUGCGGUUUUUUUCUAUGUUUAAAAAAACUGUGCAUGAGAUUGAUAAUCAAGAAGUAUAGUUCAUACAACAUAUGCAGCUUUCUCGAAUACAAGGAGCUAUUCUUCCAUGAUGGGUAAUGAACUAAUCAUAAUGAAGAUAUUUAGAAAUACAUUUUUACACCAACCAAAUAAAUUAAUUUAAAGGAACACCUCGCCAAAAAUGUCUCGCUUCACAAACAGACGAAAUGAGGUGUGAAUAUUUUGAAUUGAAUCUAAUACAUAUGUCCAUUAUAACAUGAAUUGGAAAACAAUAUUAUAAAAUACUUAAUUUGUAUUAUGUAUUAAAGAUGUAUGUACUAGUUUAGGCAUUGAAUAUUUCAUAUACCAUAAGCCUUAUAAGUGCAUCUAUUUUACGACUAUUUAAAUUGAACAUUGUCUUCGAAUAUAUCAUUUUUUAGUUAAUUUUACAAAUUUUUUAAUUAAUCUCCAAAUUCAGUUACUGUUACGCCAUAAAAAAUUGGUAUAAUGCUCAUAAAUUAUUCUUGUUAAAAAGUUGUGUAUGAUAAAUGUAAAACUACGUAUGAGUAAUUGUUUUGUUAUUUAGGUAUGAAUGGGUAAGCAAGGAAAUGGCUGUGUAAUUUUAUUUUAAAAUUGUAAUAAUUUAUUGUGUGAGAGAAGAAAUAAAAUUACGAACAUGUGUAUAUUAUUAAAUGGUGUGAUUUUUUUAAAGGUAUGAAUGAGUGGCUGUAAAAUAUGAAUUGCUUUAGUUGUAGACAAGCGUUGAAGUUUUUGAUUAUAGCUGAAUAUUUUGAAUAUCAUAUUACAAUUUUAUAAAGUGGCCUACUAUUGUAAAGAAAAAUAA
This is a messenger RNA of Trichogramma pretiosum, 3067 nucleotides long. It is a transcript of the gene Acsl, whose product is annotated as long-chain-fatty-acid--CoA ligase 4. Gene Ontology annotation, biological process: long-chain fatty-acyl-CoA metabolic process; neuron differentiation; long-chain fatty acid metabolic process. The transcript is spliced from 8 exons. Gene Ontology annotation, cellular component: plasma membrane; endoplasmic reticulum; lipid droplet. The record is from RefSeq and is a predicted model, not a curated record. Lineage: Eukaryota; Metazoa; Arthropoda; Insecta; Hymenoptera; Trichogrammatidae. Gene Ontology annotation, molecular function: palmitoyl-CoA ligase activity. The coding region runs from base 1 to 2151 and encodes 716 amino acids.